AAUCACAAAGUAGUAGAAGAAUGUAUUUCCUGUAGUCAGGCAAUAUGGCGCCGCACAUCCAGUCACUGGAAUGAAAUAGAAAGUCUUCUUUCUGAUUGAAUUUUGUGAAUAUUCGAAAUACGACAGUUCCAUCUAUCGCAUUGUGUCUAGAUGCUUCUUAUGCACUGACAGCCUGCAGGUCAGACCGGCAAUCACACACCAUACAGCUAGUGGGUGCCAAUGGAGACCCCGGAACCAGGGCCGGCGGACGGGGAAGAGCGUGUGGUAGACCUGAGACCACGCACACGCUCCAACCCAGAGGGUGCGGAGGAUCGGCGCAGCAGCAAUGGCAGCCUGGGCAGCGUCAGUGCCAUAAGCGUGGUUAGUGCCGUGGGUGGCAGUGGUGUUGGCAGUGCCAGCCUGCCCUCUGUUGGCAGCCGUGUGGAUGGAGAGGGCGAGGCGUCAACCUCCAGCAGCCUGCCCAGCGUUACCACAGCGACCCCCACUAUGGCCACAGCCAGCCCGGCCGCUGCUGCUGCUGCUGUCAACACCACUGCUGCCGUCGUCGCCGCCACCAUGACAGCCCCCAUACCUGGCGCUGCCAAAGAAAGGCCCAAACUCACGCAGCCUGUCCUCGCUGCCCCGCAGCUGAACACCACUGUAGAUGCGGGCCUGAGGGCGCCUCGGGUCAACUGCCCAGAGAAAGUGAUCAUCUGCUUGGACCUUUCUGAGGAGAUGUCUUUGCCGAAGCUGGAGUCUUUUAAUGGAUCUAAAACCAAUGCGCUUAAUAUCUCACAGAAGAUGAUUGAGAUGUUUGUUAGAACAAAACACAAAAUUGACAAGCGCCACGAGUUCGCUCUGGUAGUUGUCAAUGAUGAUGCCUUAUGGCUCUCAGGCUUCACCUCUGACCCCCGUGAGCUCUGCAGCUGUCUGUACGACCUGGAGACCAAUGUGUGUGAAUCCUUCAAUCUGGAGGACCUUCUCAACGUAAUCCUGCAGAAGAUCGAGCUGCCCCUGAUGGAGAAUGUGCAGACCAUCCCUCCUCCCUUUGUGGUGCGGACCAUCCUGAUCUACAGCCGCCACGCCGGCCAGCUGCAGUUCAACCCCUCGGAUGCCGUUAGUAAAAUGCUGCAGUCACCCUAUUUCUUCUUCGAUGUCGUUUAUCUGCAUAAUGGUGAUGAUGAACAAGGGGACGAGAGCAGUUGGAGGGAUAUCUACACGUCCUUCUGUAACUUGGACUCGAAAGGGAUGUGCUACAGCUUUGAGGUGUCCCUGUCGGGUCCCGCCCUGGAGCUGCACAACUGCAUGGCCAAGCUGCUGUCGCACCCCCUCCAGAGGCCUUCCCAGAGCCAGGCCUCCUACAGCCUGCUGGAGGAUGACGAGCCGCAGGAGGUGGAGGCCACCGUCUGACAGCAGCCUCCUCCUGCUCCUGCUCCUCCUGCUCCUCCACGACGCGCACCUUGAGCUCCCGCGCUUCUACCUUCGUCUUGCCAUAAAACCUCCAUCACGUCGGGAGUAUCGUCUGAUAUUCAUUGCAGAAUGUCUGUACAAUUUUUUUGUUUUCUGUGAGUUUUUUUCUUUCUUUUUUGUUUGUUUGUUUUGCUGUUUCAGGUAAGGUGUCAAUUUUCUUUUAUUUUUUUCCCUUCAGAAGACCUUGCUCUGGUUUCUUGUUGUAAUGUAUCUCUUCCUGACACCAGUGUCGUUGCCUGUGUGAUUUUAUUCAAUACUUUUAUUUUUUAUGUUGCUGUUUUUAAAUCACUUUUCAUCACUUUAGUUGUCAUUAUCCUUAUUACUGUUCAAAAUGAAUGUAGAUCUGGGAAGGACCGCUUUACUACUGUAUUUAAGGCCCAUAGCUUCAGAAUGAGUGGGGUAAACCAGGGGAAUCAUGCUCUUUGGCACAAAGUGCUUACUGGAUUUUAAGGGCACUGUGUAUACACAAAUUGUAUAAAUGUCAUUUGUAAAGCUGUCCUAAUUGAAUAAAAGACCAAUACAAUGCCA
Molecule: messenger RNA, 1977 nt
Organism: Clupea harengus (Atlantic herring)
Lineage: Eukaryota; Metazoa; Chordata; Actinopteri; Clupeiformes; Clupeidae
Gene: babam1
Product: BRISC and BRCA1 A complex member 1
Biological process (GO): double-strand break repair; positive regulation of DNA repair; mitotic G2 DNA damage checkpoint signaling
Cellular component (GO): BRISC complex; BRCA1-A complex; nuclear body
Source: RefSeq, a predicted model, not a curated record